AUGCGCGAGAUUCUCGAGUUCGCCAAGGAGAGAGGCCUGAUGAACAGCGAGAUCGGAUUCCCUCGCAAGUUUUACGCGCCUCCGAAGAUUAGAUGGAAGUUCUUUGCGAGGUCCACCGAGAAUCCCGUGCAUAUCGCGGCAGGACUCGGGAAUAUCCGAGCGUUGGGACUGUUGGAGGAGUUCGGAUUCGACCUCACCGUGCUGGAUAAAGUGCAGCGUUGUGUGAUCUCGACUGGGGGAUUCUUCUGGCACUUUAUUCAACUAAUCGUCAAGAGACCUGAAGGUAGCGACGCGGAAUCGGCCGACUCGAUCUUCCACACGAACCUCCACACGCCUCUGCACUGCGCGGUAGCGACGGGACAAUUGGGAGCGGUUCGCUGGUUACUGGAGCGGGGAGUUCCCCCCAGUACGCUCACCAAAGCUUCGUUCAGGUCGAACCGGAUACCUCCACUCUUCCUGGCCGAACACGCUGAUAUCGCUCGAGAAUUAUUGCUACAUGGCGCUGACCCACUGGUGAUCCCUGAUCCAGGAUUUAUGAACACUUUGACUCCGUUGCAACUCGCAUACGUUCGUGGUAACUACGCUGUGGCGCAUGAACUGGAAGAAUGGGGAAGCGACGUCGCUCUCACGCCAUUUCACUUGGCUGCUGCUCGCAACGAUGUGGCAGCUAUUCGCAAAUUCAUCGCACGGAAGACAGAUGUGGACUGUCUGGGGGAAAUGGGCUACGUGGGAGUCAACCGAAGGACACCACUGCACUGGGCUGCUAUCAGUGGAGCCACAGACGCUGUGGACGCCUUGUUGGAAGGAGGAGCCGACCCGAACUUCCAGGAUGUGCGUGGUCGGUCGCCGUUGCAUUGGGCGGCGAAGCUCAACAAGUUGGAGGUGGUUCGCUCUCUGCUUCGAGCCAACGCAGACCCGAACUUGGCCGACGGGGAGUUCAUGACGCCACUGAUGUGUGCUGCCUCCGCGUUGGAUGCGUCACGAGAACUCGUCAGUGAGCUCACAGCUGCAGGAGGCGACAUUGGCUAUCAACUACCAACGACAGGUGACACGGCGCUACACGUUGCCGUCCGUGAGGAGAAUGAGGCGUCUGCGCUGGCUGUGUUGGCGUCAGGUGGAGAUCUCAUGCGAAUGAAUAACGAAGGGCUACGACCACUGGACUGCACUGCGUCCACCAGGUUAUUGUUCGAGUUGAAGCGAGCUGCCGGUCAACGAGACGUCAUGAUUAGCUACACACACUCGCACUUGGCGUUUGCUCGAAAGCUGCGUCAGUCUCUGGAGGAAGCGAACGUGACAACGUGGUUAGAUCUGAUGGACCCCAGCGGCAUUGGUGGCGGAGCUGUGUGGCGUGAGGAGAUCGCUCGAGGGAUCACCAACGCGUCGGUAGUGUUGUGUAUCUUGACUGAAGACUACGCGUCGUCCGAGUGGUGUCUGAAGGAGCUGGCACUGGCGAAACAGGUGGGGACUCCCAUCUUGGCUGUCUCGACUGAAGGCGCCAUCGUCGAUGAGAACUUGCAAGUGUAUUUGUACACGCGACAGAUCGUCCCAUUCGAGCCUGCUAUCGUGGGUCUCCGUCGCGAUGGAGGCAGGAUCGACUACGACUACGAUGAAACCAGAUAUCGAUCUCAGUUCUACCUUUUACUGGAUGGUGUUCGCGAUGAGGUCGAGAAGCACCGAUUCAGUACAAGGCAAAAGAACGUGGCCAGCAGCCGUCUGUCGGCGCUUAUUGGGGACGAUGGGGCUGCAGUGCGAAGCAAUCGAGGAACGAUGAUGCAUACGUUAAGUGCCACCGAUCUCUCGCAGGCAUCAGAUACGUGGAACCCGACUGCAUCCAGUCCAAGUGAUUGGCAGGAGCAACUGUUCGUCUUCCUCUCACAUGGAGACAAGCACACCGCCUUCGUACGUCAACUUUCCUUCCAGCUGUCACAGGCGGGCAUCCCUUGCUACAGCGACCAAAACGUCACUGGACAAGACUUCUACACACGAAUCCAAGUGGCUCAAGAGACAAUCCUGCGGUGUUCGUGCUUUGUCGUGUUGGUAUCUAGGCAGACGAUGGCGAACGAGCUGGUGCGGGACCAACUAGCCGAUACACUCUUGUGCGAAGCGAGCUAUUCCACUUCAUGGCCAACGGAAUGGGCCUCAAGUCGAGCUCCAACAAGCUGA
Molecule: messenger RNA, 2163 nt
Organism: Phytophthora infestans T30-4
Lineage: Eukaryota; Oomycota; Peronosporomycetes; Peronosporales; Peronosporaceae
Product: ankyrin-like protein
Exons: 2
Coding region: 1-2163 (720 amino acids)
Biological process (GO): signal transduction
Molecular function (GO): protein binding
Source: RefSeq, a predicted model, not a curated record